AUGGAGUUAACGCACGUUCACGACAACGAGCCCAUCCUUGCCGUCUAUCCUGACAUUGAGCUCGAUGACAACAUCAACGAUGUCGGCACGCUCAUCAGUGGGCUCGGCCUUGGCAACGGCGCGAUGACGGCCGCCGAGUACGUCGCCAUCGACGACGCCGAGCCGACGUGCGCCGAACGCGCGGCGGAACAGACGACGGCGGAGGCGGAGGCAGGCCUGGUGGUGGAGCUCUGGGAGGCGCCGACAACCAUGCAGGCUGUCUACGACGAUGUCGACCCCGUGGGCCGUGAAGCGCGGCGCACUGCCCGGGCGGCAUGCGAGAUGCUCAUCGGAUAUGCUCGCGCCACGUGCAUCACGCCGCGCGACCUCUGCCACCUCUUCGAUAUCCGCAACCCCAUCAUUAUCGAGAGGAUGGAGUGGGCAAGCCCAGCUUUCAAUCUCAACGUGGCCCCUUCGCCAGUGCCUACCCCCGGCGCUACACCCACGCCCGAGGCCCCUCGUCCGCGCGGCCAUGUGCUGCCUAGCUGGAUGAACCAUCCGUCCUGCUCUCAGCUGCUGCUUGACGCCGGUGUGGGCACCGUGAUGGACGGUGCACAAGUGUUCACUCCUUGUGCACAUUUGUGCGUGUUUCGAUGCUGGAGUUGA
Messenger RNA from Closterium sp. NIES-65, 645 nucleotides. NCBI's taxonomy places the organism in Eukaryota, Viridiplantae, Streptophyta, Zygnematophyceae, Desmidiales, Closteriaceae. The record is from the annotation of a GenBank genome assembly.